Tigriopus californicus is the source of this 2759-nucleotide messenger RNA. RefSeq lists its product as uncharacterized. The record is from RefSeq and is a predicted model, not a curated record. NCBI's taxonomy places the organism in Eukaryota, Metazoa, Arthropoda, Copepoda, Harpacticoida, Harpacticidae. Gene Ontology annotation, molecular function: protein binding.
UUGAGAUCGACCCACUGACACACAUGUGCCAACUGGUGAGUUUCAAAUUCACCGCCCUAGCUUGCUUUGGACAAGACGCUGUUGAUAAUCAGACCAACGAGAAGGAGGUCUAUCUGAAAGGGCAACACGUUGUUAGCCUUCAGCCAGUUAUAGAACUAUACAUGGCCAAUCUGCGGUAUGGCACAAUGGAACCCAUUUCUGGGAACCCACAAUCCCUUGCUUCACUAAGCUUUCCCUUUGACUUUCCAUUUACCAACUCGGAUAUGAAGAUGGAGUAUCGCAAUGGCUUCUUGGCUUGUCAAGGAGGCCAAUGGUGUUACCAUUGGGAUUUCAGCUCCCCCGGAUACGUGUUUUAUACAAAUUUAGAAACCGUCCUCUACCAUGGACUGGGCUUGCUUGGCGAAAGACUCGUAUUGGUCGAAUCCCGAGGUGUGAAUUUUCCCAUUCAGGUGUUUGACCCUUCCAAGCGGGCCUGGUUCAAUGGACCACCCAUGAACGUUAUCCGAACUUCGGUGACCUUGGUCACACUCAACUCUACGACCAUCAUGGCCGUUGGAGGCCGUCGCGGAGGGGACGGAUCAAUUCUGGGUUUUCCCUGUCAUGUCAGAAACAAUGUCGAACGAAAGUGGCUACACACGAUUUCUGUCCUGUACUCUGACUACUCCUAUAAUCUUGCUUUGAUGGUUGAAAAUAGCUUGAAAGUUUAAUUUAACUCCAUUGGGGGCUCACCAAGUACUCACCAAGGACCUAUGGGGAAUCUUAUUCUUAGUUUAUUUUCUGGGACAACCGUGACCAAAUCUUUGUGUUGUUGAAAUCUGGUACUCUAUUUCUGGAAAAUUGUUUUUUUUUCAUUUAAAAAAGCAAGCAUUGACUGAAAUGGCAGGUAUGAUUUUUCAAGAUUGCAAUGGUUGUUAUUUCAUGAUUAGCAAUUUAGGAGGAACAUUCGGUGGGUCUAGAAACAGAAAUAUUUUGAUUCGCCUCCCCUAUUCCCGGAAACAUAUAGACGUUAGCCGAACCAUAGAUGGCGAACCAAUCUGAUACUAACUACAAUACUGCCAAUCAGAAUGAUGCACGGAAAAUACCAGGCCAGUCUCACCCCAGCACACCGAAUGAAGCAAUAUUGGCAAUGAUUUCAAAUUAUUUCAGCUUCAGUUCACGCAGCACUUUAAAAAUGAAAUGGAAAGGAGCUUUGACUGAAUAGGAAAUGACCAAAAAAGAGAUCUCCUUUGAGGUCGGAUGGCUUUUACCUGGACGCAAUAGUUAAAAAGCCCUAUCAAGUUUUCAGAGAAACACCCAAAUCCAUUCUGGCAUUUUUCUUAUUCAAAAAUCCGUAUGGAAUAAUUUUAGUUUCAUUGCUUCAUUGAAUUCUGGCCCACAUAAAAAACUGACAUGCUGAAAAAACGUUGCAAAAACUGGAAUUUUCAAAAACGUAGUUAAUUAAAUUUGGAAGCAAACGUAGCUAGCACUUGGUCGGAAAUUGUGACACCAUCAAGUUAACCGCUAUUUACUUACUGGGAUGCAAUGGUUGAAUUUUCAUCGUUUUAGCUUCUAAAAUGACCUGGUUAUAUGUUAAUAUAGAUUCCCCCCAAAAAUUACACCGACUCUCUCAAUCACAGAAGUAAAAGAUGUUUUUCUUCUUCUUGCAGAAUCUCAAAAUAGCUAGGGAUUUAAGUUCAGAAAUAACCGGAGCAUUUUGAAGCUUAAAACGAUGACAACUCGGCUAUUUGAUCCGAUAUAACAAAGAAAUGGUUAGAUUGACCCGAUCAUAAUUUCCAAAUAAAUGAAGAACGAAGUGAAUUCCCAAUUUUCAUUAAUCAAGGUUUGGAUCAUUUUAGCACUAAUUUUUUUAAGCAUGUAAGUUUCUUAUGAGGGCUAAAAUUCGAUUAAGCAAUAAUACCCAAGCUGUUUGUUAUGAUUUCAAGAUGUGUUUGGAUAUUUCCGUCAAAACUUAAGAGAACAUUUUAACCACUGUGUGGAAUUAUUGCUCAAGAAGUCAAACCUCAAUUCGAAGAUGACAAUCCAAAACCCUGAGUAGUGCAAUAUUAUUAAGUCCCUUGCUCACAUCCAUUUUGGUUGAUCCGUUCCCUCGUUCCGAGCAGGGAAAUCGUCGUUCAAGCGGUCGAGCUCCUCUCUGUUGGGAGCUCCUCUUGGUCCAAGGUGGCGAAUUAUCCCAUCAACCUUUUGUUCCCCGCUUGCAUUCGAUUGACUCCCAAUAACACGCACGUGUUAUGCGUAGGGGGGUUCAGACUAGCCACUGUGGAUGGGCCUAUUGGAUUGGCCUUCGUUUUCAAUAUUGACCAUCAAAGUUGGCUUCGAGCCCCGGAAUUCGAUCUCCCAGUGGAAAGAGGUGGCGGUCAUUUGGCACAAUGGAAGAACAAACUGUAUUACAAACCCAAUGGCCAUGCCCAGCAUUAUGUGAAAGACUUGGAAAGGAUGGAUCUGCCUUGGAUCGAGUAUGACUUCAACCUUAGAAGAGAUGACCGAGAAUUGCUUUUCACCCUCGUCAGGACGUUCCAACUCAAACCAUGAGCUCUCUUGAUGGUUGCUUCGUUAGUUGGGAUAUAAUACUAGGCACUGUACCUUUGUUGGGCAGAUUUUUGGCUCUAAUGGCAUUCGAAACAUUGUAUUUUGAUGGUGUAAAAAGCAUUUAAAAGCGUCGCUAAAUCGUUGAAAGUAAAAUCCCACCUCCAAAACUUUUCGAUUUUGUUUUCAAUCCAAAAUGUUUGUUACUUCAAAGAUCGAAUAAAAAGCCACAAAAG